AUGCAAUCAAAAAAAUAUUAAUGGAUUUGCAUCAUUACAUAUUGGGUUUAAACUGAAAAUUUGGCAAACCAAAGCAGGAACAAUGAGUUGUACAAUAAAACAGAAAUUUAUAUUCUUAAUCUCUUUAUGAGAAUAGUUCUACUAGUAUGGACAGCAAGCUACAUUUAGAACCAACUAUUUGUAUACAGUCUAUCUAGUUAAUGUAAUCCUUGUUUAUAUAAGUUUUGCCCUGUUUGUUAUUCAGUAAUUGAGCGAGAUUCUUUUUACAUUUAUAAGCUCUUUUUUGAAAGAUUUGUGAUAUUAAUUGUUAAUUAGUAGCUUAUUUCAAUUAUUUUUUACUGCUUGAUUGCAACAAGCGCUUUAGAACUUAAUAACUGUAUCUACUCCUAAUUAGAGCUAUUAUAUCAAUGCGUAGUUGUCGCAUCUUGUAGACGAACUCAAACCUGCUAUUUUUCUAUUAAAUUAAAAAGCGUAAAAUUAUUCAUGUUUGGACUUAAGAUGAAUUCAGGACAAAAUUGUGACACUCACUCGUCAAUCAUGAUAGCAGUAGAGGUGGCUUUCAAAAAGUACAAGAAAGGCUGUCAGUUAAAAAUUUAUAUUGAUAAUCAACUUAUAUCAUAUUUAGCAAACAGUUUUUAAUAAUGUAUUAUGACAAUUCUGGUUCAUCUUUGUUUAACGAUAUAACUUGUAUAAUAUUUGAUUCCGGAUGUUCAAAAUACUUAUCAUAUUCGCUUCUUUGGAUUGUAUUCUAGGGCUACUAUUAUCACUUCAUGCACAUUUUAUGUAGGCAAUGAGGUGACAAAAAUACUUUUUUCACAAAUGCAUGAAUGGAAUUUAAAGAUGCUAGUACAUAAUUUGGUUACCUAUUUAUAUUAUCCUUCCAAAGAGUUACUAGGGCUGCUAGCAAUCACAAAACUAUAAGAGUGUUUACUAAGCAAAAUUUCUCCACUUUUACAUCAUAUCUCGUAUAUAUCAUAUUUUGUCCUUCUUUUAAUAAUGGCUACUUCAUUUAUAAUCAGUAUCCUCCAAACCAUCCGCUUUAAGUGUAAUUAUAAUAACUACCUAAGGUUAUGCUAAACUCUUAUAAAUAACCUUUACAUCCACAAAGAAAAUGAAAAGGGAGAUUAAUCUAAAUCGCUGCUUAUCUUGCAUUUGCUGCUAUCUUGCGCUUAAAGCCCAACCUAUUAUUUAAGUUUUACCUAUAUAAAUCUUAUAAAUCAACUUUUCACAAGAAUAUCAUAUUAAAAGCUUAUUAUGUUUGUUAGGAUGUUCUUAAACAGCUAAAAUAGUCUUUUCUAUUUCUGA
Messenger RNA from Paramecium tetraurelia, 1305 nucleotides. RefSeq lists its product as uncharacterized. The transcript is spliced from 5 exons. The record is from RefSeq and is a predicted model, not a curated record. NCBI's taxonomy places the organism in Eukaryota, Ciliophora, Oligohymenophorea, Peniculida, Parameciidae.